GGGCGUGUUACGUGUCUCUGGAGCCGGAGCCGGCGGUGGGUCGGUGGGGUUGGGUCUGGCGCCCACCCGGCGGAGGGCGUAGGAGCACGCCCCGCCCACGCUGCACCCGGAGCGUUGGCCACACUGUGUGCGCCCGUCAGCGAGAGAGGCCGAGGCGUCCUACUGCGGCUGCGCGCUGACGUCGCUCCAAUGGGCCAAUGAACGGAGAGGUGAGCGGGCCGUAGCCGAGUCCGGCUUCCGGUUCCGGUGGACGUCUGUCUGCGGACUCUUGUGCUACGUGUCUCUAGAGUCGGAGGCGGCGGCGAAAAGGCAUCAUGGAUCAGGUGAUGCAGUUCGUUGAGCCAAGUCGGCAGUUUGUGAAGGACUCCAUUCGGCUGGUUAAAAGAUGCACCAAACCUGAUAGAAAAGAGUUCCAGAAGAUUGCCAUGGCAACAGCAAUAGGAUUUGCUAUAAUGGGAUUCAUUGGUUUUUUUGUGAAAUUGAUCCAUAUUCCUAUUAAUAACAUCAUUGUUGGUGGCUGAAUACCUUUUUAAAACAGUGUUUUUCGUCUUGGGGAUUGAUGAACAAGUGAGGAUUCGAGAAGCUCAUGGAGUGAAAAUUUGCCUGUAUCUUUUGUGUUUUUUUUUUUCUUCCAAGAUGUUUUUUUAUUUCUAAAUUAAAAUAAUUUCAAAGUA
Molecule: messenger RNA, 674 nt
Organism: Phacochoerus africanus (Common warthog)
Lineage: Eukaryota; Metazoa; Chordata; Mammalia; Artiodactyla; Suidae
Gene: SEC61G
Product: SEC61 translocon subunit gamma
Exons: 4
Coding region: 315-521 (68 amino acids)
Biological process (GO): protein targeting; post-translational protein targeting to membrane, translocation
Cellular component (GO): Ssh1 translocon complex; membrane
Molecular function (GO): transmembrane protein transporter activity
Source: RefSeq, a predicted model, not a curated record